Messenger RNA from Diplodia corticola, 1497 nucleotides. Its product is annotated as protein kinase. Lineage: Eukaryota; Fungi; Ascomycota; Dothideomycetes; Botryosphaeriales; Botryosphaeriaceae. The record is from RefSeq and is a predicted model, not a curated record. The transcript is spliced from 2 exons. Bases 1 to 1497 code for a protein of 498 amino acids.
AUGGAGGAACUUGUCAAUCAUUUUCAGAAACAUGCUCAGGUCUGGGAGAAGGCCGAUCCCAUCGAGGCCGAUCGCAUCGAAAUCUCCGAAAUAUGGGAGAGUAUCGAUUCUGCAGGCGAGCCUACUGUCAAACACACGACGAUCGACGCCCACAAUCUCAAGCAAUGGCUAAACACGACCAGACCGGACCCAAAGAAACCGUCCCCGUUCCUCUCCCGAUGCUCACUACGAAUUGUGUGGGUCAAAAUUGACACAAACGAGCACGUGCACUACAUGUCGGCCAGCCAAAUAAAUACCGUAGUGAAUUCCUUCGAACUCAACCUGGCAUACAAGUACUACGGAACAUCCGCUGCCGGCGUGACGGAGUUCUCUCAGUACAAUGGCUCACGCAUCCCAUCUCAAUACGCAUUCAGCCUCCGACCAAAGACGGCGGCAAUCUGGGCACGCGAGCCUGAGUCGAACACCAUCCAGGCCAUAUUCUUCACGGUGGAGGACCACAUCAAGUCGUUUCAACUUCUUCUGGAUCGAAAUUGGAGAAUGUUGGACCAAGACAUGUUCAUUGCCUUUCUUUGUAGUACUAUGAUUGGCUUACAAGUUGAUCAAGCAUUGACCAAGAUCAAUGAAGAUAUCCAGGGUAUUGAAUACCGGACAGGGGUUCAUGGGUGGAACACUGACCUUACAAAGCUGGCGCCGAAUGGGUUGGAAGCUCUGUUGCAGAAGACUGGUGCUAUGUCUACGAAGGCGGUUUCUUCUCUGUGGAAGUUGAGGAUCAUCAAAAAUCUCCACUACUUCGUCUCAGAGCAAUUGGAUAGCUCAGUAUCCACAGAAGCGCUUACUGAUGACCAUCAUAAGCCCCAUGACGAUAGCGAGGACAAAGGGACAGCCGAGGAUGAGGGUGGACCGCCGGGAGACUGCACCGGAAGACAAAACGACUGGUUCAAUGCACGACGUGAGAGCUACGGUCGGCUCCGCAGUGUAAUUGCACUGCUUGAGAGCCGUACCCAGGAACAGCACAACAGAGUGGAGUAUCUUCAGCAGCGAGUCCAGUUGCAGACUCAAGUUAUUGAGAGCCUCAUCGAUCACUUGGAUAACUUGACCGUGCUCGCCCAGACAGAAGUUUCCAACCGUAUUGCGAGUUCCAGCCAUCAGGAAACCUUUUCGAUGAAAGCGCUUGCUACGGUAUCGAUGGCAUUCCUCCCGGCUACGUUUGUGGCCGCCUGCUUUGACAUGUCACUUUUCAAGUGGGAUUCCUCUGAAAUGAGCGGAGUCGUCUCGCCUCGGAUAUACCUCUUUUUCCUCGUUGCAGGCGUCCUGACUGGUUUUGUGUUUUUGAUAUACUGGAGAUGGAUGGUAUCACAGAAGAAAGAGCACGCAAGAGAAGCAGAACACACUCCUUGGACGAUGGAAGAUGACAAGGAGAAGACGGUGAUUGACAACGUCAUUGAAACAAGACGAUGGGUAAGCAAGAGCUUAUCGCCGGCAAUGCGCGCCAGAUAG